This is a messenger RNA of Elaeis guineensis (African oil palm), 1564 nucleotides long. Its product is annotated as protein BRANCHLESS TRICHOME. The record is from RefSeq and is a predicted model, not a curated record. Lineage: Eukaryota; Viridiplantae; Streptophyta; Magnoliopsida; Arecales; Arecaceae.
CUAUAAAAGAUUACAUCAAGACCGAAAGGCUUCAAGUGGAGCACGCACUCGAUAACCUCAAUAGCCUAUAAAUCAACACAAGCUUCAAAGAGCUAUGCCUUGGAUCCCCGUGUUUUUUUAACCUCAGUUAUAAAGACCAAUUGCCACAUAUGACCCAACAAGCCAGCUUAGCCAUGACAGGAAACCAGAAGAUUAUGGGUCAAUAUCCCUAAAGGACAUGCACAUGAUCCUUUCACCAUGCUUAAAAAUAAAGAAAGCAGUGACAGCCAUGAUGAUAUGAAAGGGUGGAGGGUGCAUGCAUGUGACAGCCCUUCCCCUCCCUUUUGCCACCUACUAAACUUAUUGUUGGGUGGAUGGGCCUCGCUCUUUUCCUCCUUGCUCCAAAAGAAGUAUUCUAAGAAACCAUCUCUAAGCCGAAAAGAAGGGAAGCAAUCAUCCCCUAGGCGAAAAGAAGCGCGGCAAACAAUUGCAGAGGAUCAUGGAAGGAUCCUUAAUAAACCUCAGAAAUCCUCCGGACGCCGGAUCCAUCAUCACCACUUUACCAACCUGGAAACUUUAUGACAAUCCGCAUUACUCCCAGUGCUGCAAUGAUUCCACCCUCCACCUCCACUCCUCCAACUGCAUCUCUUCUUAUGUUCAAAUGAUCUUUGCCUCCAAACUCGAGACUUCACCAGUCGGCGAAAUUACUACUUUCCUUGGGCCGAUGGACUGUGAUGGAACACCAUCCGAACUCGAAGUCGCGCAAGGUCGGAUUAAUGAAUUGAAGGCUGAGCUCGAGUUUGAGCGGCGGAUGCGACGGAAGGCGGAGUCGCUCAACAAAGUGAUGGUGAGAGAGAUGAUGGAGGAGCGGAAGGCGAGGGAGGCAGCGCAUGCCCUGUGCAAGAGGCUCGAGGAGGAGCUUGCGAGGAAGCAGGAGGAGGUGGACCGGGUGCUGAGGGAUAUCGACGAGGAGAGGAAGAUGAUGAGGAUUGCUGAGGUGUGGCGAGAGGAGAGGGUGCAGAUGAAGCUCGCAGAGGCCAGGUUGCUGAUGGAGGAGAAGCUUCAGGAGAUGGCAGCGAACCAGAGCAAGAGAGAGAUGCCAAAAAAAGGGGAGGAGGUAGGUGAGUUAAAGGUUAAUACUGUUCCAUCCUUCCAGAGAGGUUCAUGUGAGAAUGCUGAGAAUUUUAGUGAGGUGGGAUCAGCUGGACAAGCCAGCCAACCAAGUCAACAGCGGAGGGAACCGGAGAAUCCUCACAUCAAGAGGGGGAUCAAGGGGUUUGUGGAGUUCCCAAGGGUGGUUCGGGUUCAUAGCUCUUCUAAAGAGGCGAGGGUGCACUUGGGGUCUAAUCUAGAGUGUCAAAGGGCUCAGCUGCGGAUCCUGCUGAGGCAUAGGAAUCCUGUGGGUUUGGGCCUUUUGGGAAAUUCAGAGAAUUUGGUCAUGUGAUCGAGCUCGUUAAUUCUUUGGAGUGCUUUGCUUGUCUUCUUCUUCUUUCUUGUUCUUUUUGCCUUCUUUUUGUUCCCAACCACGCAUGAAGACUGUGCACCUUGUAUCAGACACUAUUCAUUUGCAGUGUAGUUUGUUUUU